GCCAUGCCCUGCGCCCACAACGUGGUGCUCCUGCUGGACACGGCCAGCCCGGUGCCGAAGCCGCAGCUGCAGCUGGGCUCUCUGCGGAUCCUGAACUACCUGGGCUGCAAGUUUGGCCUGGCCAAGGUCCGCUGGGGCUUCAAGUUCUUCGACUCGCUGGGCUCCCGGGGUCGAGCCUCGCGCGUGGGCGACUUCCGCGAACUGGGGCCCCGCAGCUGGGAGGACUUUGAGGAAGAGCUGGAGGCCAGGUUUGGGAUGCAGAGCUGCAAGUCUCACCUGCCCGGCCCCGUGCCCAGAGCCCUCCUCACCCAGAACGUGCUGAAGGAAACGCUGCUGGACUAUCAGUGGGAUCGCCCGGAGAUCACCUCGCCCACCAAGCCCGUCUUGAGAAGCCAGAAGAGCAAGCUGCUUGUGGCUCCGGAUGAGCCACUGGAGAGCCACAUGCCCUCUGAGGGCUUUGUGAAUCUCAUCUUUCUCUUUUCUCCGUGUCCCCAUUCCCAGAGGGAGCUGCUGCAGUUUGUUUCGGGGAAUGAAGUCCGUUCCUGUUGUGAGCUGCCCACUUCUCAGGAGGUGGCAGAGAAACUGUUGCCCCGGAGAGUCCGGGAGAUGAUUACGGGACAGAAAAUCGCUCUGUACUGGGUGGACACUGCUGAACGGUACAAGUUGCUUGAAUCUCCAGAUCACGUUGGAUACUGGACAAUGGCUGAACUGAUCCGCCCAGUUGGGGGCACCAUUUUUCCAUCUGAGACCUUAAUUGCGUGUUUGGGUCACCAUAGAACAGACAUUCCUGGCUUUCCUGGAGAGUGCAGCUCCUCUAAACCACAGUUCAUCCCAUGGACCUCCUCCAUCCUGCCUUUUGACUCAACCUUGAGCUGCCUGCUCUCUAAGCCUUCUGUAUUCCAAGCAUCAUUCCCGCAACAGAAAGGAACAUUAUUUCUCAGCAUGCAUGGUGUGGAGAAGCAAUGGAGCUGUAAGGUGAUCUUGGAGCCCUUAGUCAUGAACCAGAGAUACUUCCGGAGUCCAGUCAGUAUCUUCCUGAAAGGCAGCUUGACGGACUGGAAUUUGACACAAGCUGGCAGCUUUCUUACAGAGAGCUGGAUCCUGCAGAGCUCCCAGGCAGGACAAUCUGUGGAAGAUGCAUUGUUUCAGCAGCUUGUAAAAAGGCUAACGACAGAAGAGUUAUACUUGGUUGCUGAAGUAUCUGCAUCUGAGGCUUGGUCCCCCUGCACUGGUGUUCUGUCCCCACUCUCUGACUGUGCUGCAGUUCUUACUGUGUUCUGCAGUGAAAAGGCAGCUGAAGUUCAGAGACGCCUCCUCCAAGGAACAGUAGGAGAGAACUCUUCCCAAGACUACUCCUUUGACCUCCCGGAUAUAGUGAGCAGUGUGUUGAGUGAAAUUGAUUCCCUGACUGAAGACGGUCUGCCUAGUUCUGGAGAAACUCCAGUCCCAGAAUGGGUCCAACAAGAAUUGUCCCGCACAGGUGGCUGGAGUCCUGCAGCAGUUGAAGGGUGGUACCCUUUAUCCAGUGUCUGUGGAGCAAGCUCAGAGUUGAUGGAGUCAUUCAGGCUGCUGCAGGCUGUUUCUGUUGGUGAGAAGGAAGAGGUAUCCCAGCCUGAAGCAGAGCUGACAAACUGUCUGUCUGAAUUCUAUCUGAAGAAAUCUGGUGAAGCAUCUGUGCCAUCUGGGCCACGGGAUUACAAAAAAAGGCGUGGAGUGCCCCGAACUCCAGUCCGGCAGAAGAUGAAGACCAUGUCCCGCUCCCUGCAGAUGCUCAAUGUAGCAAGACUGAAUGUCAAGGCUCAGAAAUUUCAGCCAGAUGGUGUGCCCCCAGCAGCUGGUGAGAAGGUGCCUCAGCGGUUGUCAUUAAAGAGAUCAGAUGAUAAGCUGGAAGAAAGAGGAAGAGCCCUGAAAAUCCCCAAAGAUUUCAAAACGGAGGAUGAGAUGCUUUCCCAUUUAACUGCAAGCUACCAGAAGGCUGUGACUGAGGGAGAUAUUCUCUUGUGUGCAUGUGCCGAGAAUAUGGUCCUGGCCAUUAAAAGGUUUCUGAAACUACAAGAUGCCCCAGAGCAAGAGGUAGCCUGUGUGGACAGAGUCAGAAGCCAUCUCUUGAAGACCAGCAAAGCCCUCCGACAAGAGUAUGGUACCAAUCCUGGCAAGGAAAACAAAGUCAGAGAGUGUCAGCUUCAGAUAUUUCUGCGCCUUGAGAUGUGCCUGCAGUGCCCCUUGCUACAGAGCAGCACAGAUGAAAUGGAGCAACUGGUAGAAGAGAUGACGGAGAUGCUGCGUAUUUUGUGUCUGGCUGAAGACCCAGGAUACCUUACGAAGUUUUUGGAGGAAGUCCUAGCAUUGUAUAUGGAUUCUAUACCGAGGAUCCUUGGGAAUCUUUACUACAGUCUGGGCACACAGAUUCCCCUGAAGCUGGCAUCUGUUCUGCCUGCAGACUUUUUUAGUGAUGACUCCAUGACUAUGGAUAGCAAAUCUCCAACCCAUCCCCAAUCCUUGCCAUCAGCCGCAGCUCCAAGCACAGAGACGGAACAGCUGGAGGAACUGCGCACCAGAUCUGCCAAGAAAAGGAGGAACAGUGCCUUAGCCAGACACAGGAGUAUGACAGAAACGUCACAAAACCUGCGCCAAGUUGAAAUGCCCAAAAUUCCAAAGAAUCUCAUCAGAAAGGAAAAUUCUCGCUGUUACCUUGCUGCUGAGAAACCCACACAGAUGCCUGCCUUGCAGAAAGAGGCAGCACAAGAGGUGACAAAGGUGAGAAGGAACCUCUUCAAUGAGGUUAUGCUUUCUCCAUCAACAAGGUCUCUAAAGAAGAUGCCUCGAAGUCAGUCAGUAUCUGCUGUGGAAGGUGUGAAGCACAAAAGCAGCUACUCGGAUGAGGGCACUAGAGACCAUCGCAAGCUACUAACCAAGAGAGUUGCAGAGACACCACUGCACAAGCAAAUCUCCAGGAGACUGCUUCAUAAACAGAUCAAAGGCCGGAGUUCUGAUCCAGGUUCUGAUAUCAGUGUUGUAGAAGAAUCUCCUGAGAAGACCAUGAGUGAUGGGGGUUUAAGAAGAAGCCCACGCAUCAAACAGCUGUCAUUGAAUAGGACACACUCUGGCUUUUUCUACUCUACAACACAGUCCAACUCGCAGAAUACGCAAAGAGUGUGUAUAGGGCAGCAAGAAGAGUCCUCCAUUCACCAGGACUUAGAUAGUACACUACAUCCCAAUAAGCCUACCAUCCAGUCUCCCAAGAGGCUUCUUUUUGGAGCAGUUAUUGAUGUAAGUAGCCCUACGGUGAAAGAUUUACCUGGAACAAGGAGAACAAGACACAACUCUUUUGAAUUAGAGAAGCCAGUUAGCUUUCAGACUCCUAGAAAAACUCCUCGCAAGGCUACCCAGAAACCACUGAACUCAUCUAGUAAAACAUCAAGGAAAUCGCCUCGUCCUCUGCGCAGAACACCAAAAAGUCUGGAGAAGACCCCUGGCAAAGGUCCAGCUGUCAAGCAGUCUGCAGCUAAAUGUUUGGGCAAGUUCUAUUCCCCUUCUAGAUGCAAGGACAAGUCACCACCUGUACUUAACAAGAAGAGGAGAAAUUGUUUAGUACAAAUAACUCCUGGGAAAGACUGUUCUCCAGAGAAAAGACUUUCCACCCCUCACAAGAAGGUGAGGUUACAAACAACAAGAGAACAGGCAGUGAAUGGGGUGCUAGAUGCAUCUGGGUCACCUCUAAAAGAUUCCAGUCCAAGCACAGCCACCCAGUUUUCAUCUCCUGUUCAAGAAAAAAUUACCACAGAUCUGCAAACUCCCAGAUGCUCCUUGAGAUCCACUCAAAAUUCAGCAUCUCCAGCUGGUCCUAAAAGGCAAGCUCUCAAGACAGAGACUCAGGGAAAUCCAGAGUCAAAUAUCAGUUUGGAGCCAGUGCCUCAAGGAGUAGAAAGAACUCCCAGGAAAUUCAGAUGUACACCUGCAAGACAAUCUAGGAGCCCAGUGAGUGUUCCUUUAUCUCCAAAAUCUGCCUCAAAGAUGAGGAAAGAAUCUAAUUAUUAUUCUCUUGAUUCCUCCAUAAAAGCUCUGGCCAUAGGCUCUCUAAAGUCUCCAAAUGCUAUUCAUACUUCCCCAAGGAAAGCAGUCAGGUCUCUGCUCCAUGACCCUGAGCAGGCCAAAUGUAGAACCAAAUCUGGAGAAGAAAAUAUUGCUCUCUUACCUGCAAAGACUUCAGGAAAUGAGAAACAAUACAGUAAUGCCAAUGUUAGGCCUUCUGCAGAAAGCAACUGGCUUUUCAAGGCUUCUGGAAAAAUUCCCAUGGUGGAGAGAAAGGAACUAGUGGGUCUAGAAGCUCAGGGCUCCUCUCCAAGAGAGAAGCAGAAAAGUCUGAAAGAGCAUGCCUCUCUUUCACCUUCUGCUAAAGAACAAGUGCACAGCUUGGAUAUUGUGGAGACGCAUGAGCAGUUGGAGUCCUCCUCAGCUAGCACAAACACUAGGGCAUCCCUCCCCAGUGAACCUCAAGCAGGGAAGAGCCAGGACCUGCCAGAAACAACAGUUUCACCAACAGGAGAGUUUAAACAGCAGAAGGCAUUUACUCAUAAGAGACGUUCCUCAUCUGGCUUGACUAUUUUGCCCACUACACCAACAUCUGCCUCUCCUGCUUAUGCCCUGCGUUGCACCGCGGACAGAAGGCAGCGGGAAGCUGCCGCUCGCCUAGGGAAUCCUAAAAUCCCAGCCAGGUUCUCCACUCCAAACAGUCCCCAUCACAUGGCUCCUGCUAACCCAACAGCUUAUGAGGUUGAACUAGAGAUGCAAGCCUCUGGCUUACCCAAGCUUCAUAUUAAGAAGAUAGGCUCUUGUUCACCACUAGAAGCACAGCCUGAAACAAAGGCUGGGAAACCCAGGGAGGAGGAAAGCCCUGUCAAUGAUCUCACAGUCGCUUGGUGCAGCAGACACCCAGGGAAACUAGCAGCUGCUUGUGUUUCACCCUCCUGCUUUCGCUCUUCCCAUACCAUGCCUGGGAAGGGUGGAGGACAAACAUACAUAUGCCAGUCGUACACCCCCGCUAUCUGUGCCUCUGCCACCCCCUCCCCCUCCCAUGUGGAUGCUACACCAAUGUCUGCCUCUCCUGUUUAUGCCCUGCGCUGCACCGCGGACAGAAGGCAGCGGGAGGCUGCCGCUCGCCUAGGGAAUCCUGAAAUCCCAGCCAGGUUCUCCACUCCAAACAUUCCCUGUCAUAUGGCUCCUGCAAGCCCAACAGCUUAUGAGGUUGAACUAGAAAUGCAAGCCUCUGGCCUACCCAAGCUUCGUAUUAAAAAGAUUGGCUCUUGUUCACCAUUGGAAGGACAGCCUGAAACAAAGGCUGGGAAACCCAGGGAGGAGGAAAGCCCUGUCAAUGAUCUCACAGUCACUUGGUGUAGCAGACACCCAGGGAAACUAGCGGCUUCUUGUGUUUCACCCUCCUGUUUUCGCUCUUCCCAUACCACGCCUGGGAAGGGUGGAGGGCAAACAUACAUAUGCCAGUCGUACACCCCCACCAGCUGUGCCUCGACCACUCCCUCCCCCUCCCAUGUGGAUGCUGCAGUGCCCUGGACACCUUCCCCAAAGCACAAAGGCAAGACUACCCCUGAUGCCAUCAAAGACUGGCCCCGGAAGAAAAAAGCAGUGGGCCACAACACAAAUGCUGGCUGUGGCCCAAUCGAGAAAAGUAUGGACUGUGUGGGAAGCCUGUCAACAGGCGAAGAAGCCAGAAUCUCUGAUUAUAAUAGCAAAGCUUCGAACCUGGUGGAUUUUGAGCUGGAAGGAGUCUACAAGCUUCAGGACCAGUCACCUCCCAGUGACUCAGAACCCAGAGCUCCCGAGAGCACUUCCCUGGAUGCAUUGGGCCUGACAUCUAGGAAACGGGCUUUUCAGCGCCUGUCUCCACAUGGGCAAACCAGACAGGAAGCAAAGAGGUCUUGCACAAGUAUUGCUGACUUGGAUCGGGUCUCCUCUCCCACAGAUGAGACCAGCAGAAGAGGAACCUGUACGGUGCUACCUGGUACAACCCAAGCAUCCUCAAAUGGAGCUCAAGUGCAGCAGAGCUCCCUAGGGGACGAUGAAGUCUUCCUUUCUUCAGGCUUAACUCCGCCAGUCAAGAGCUCCCUCUCGGCAAGCAGCCUUCGGGCACUGACUCAGUCUCCGCUGCUUUACCAGGGGCAAACGCCACCAUCUUGGAGGAAGUGCACUGGAGACAACAACCUGGAUGUCUUUCCUGGUGCUGCAGAGCAGGAAGUGUCCCCGGUCCACAGUAUGGCUUUCCAGAGGCGGCCCCUUGGCAGAACUUACUCCCGGAAGAGGCUGCUCAGCUGAAGUGGGAAGCCAGGCUUAGAUGGUGCUUGGAUAACGAAACUCAGACUGUUGAGAGAUUCCCUUGCCCUCUGUGCAGGAUUUACUGCCAGCCACGUUCCGUAUUGAGCAUGUGGGAAAUCCUGAUCUCUGCCUGUGAUAGAUUGCUGCCUCCAGUGAAGCCAGCAUCCUGGAAAUCCCUGCCUUAACUGGAAGCAACAGGCCAGGAUGUGACUCAGGAAGGGGUAGCUCUGAGGCAGUGUGUUGGGGACAGCUGCCUGGAGUCCAGAAAAAGGGUUUUUAAUUUAGCAGGAGCUAUGUGCCCAUUGUUUCUAACCCCUGCUGGGGAUCACUAAUGCUCCCUUCAGGCAUGCUGGAACUGGGAUUCAGCCCAGCCAGGGGAGGGGAACUGUCACUUUUUUAUUUUUCUUUAGCUAUUUUGUAAAAUAAAUUAAGUUGAAUGGC
This is a messenger RNA of Gavialis gangeticus (Gharial), 6768 nucleotides long. RefSeq names its product TOPBP1 interacting checkpoint and replication regulator (gene TICRR). Lineage: Eukaryota; Metazoa; Chordata; Crocodylia; Gavialidae. The coding region runs from base 4 to 6327 and encodes 2107 amino acids. Gene Ontology annotation, molecular function: chromatin binding. Gene Ontology annotation, biological process: DNA replication; mitotic DNA replication checkpoint signaling; mitotic G2 DNA damage checkpoint signaling. Gene Ontology annotation, cellular component: nucleus. The record is from RefSeq and is a predicted model, not a curated record. The transcript is spliced from 23 exons.